This is a messenger RNA of Paramuricea clavata, 20242 nucleotides long. NCBI's taxonomy places the organism in Eukaryota, Metazoa, Cnidaria, Anthozoa, Malacalcyonacea, Plexauridae. The record is from the annotation of a GenBank genome assembly.
AAUGGCUGUCUUACUAAGCAUUUGUGCGUUAAUUUUCGUCUCGCAAAUAACACAACGGGGCGAAUGCUUGGUUGAGCAAGCUAUCUUUCAUACAAAGGAGCAAACUUACUUAGCAAAUCAUGUCAUCCAAACGAGACAGGCAGAAACCGAACUAGAGUGUAACAUGCAUUGCGUCGCUGAUGGAUCAUGUGCAUCAGUUAAUUAUAAAACGUCUGGAAUCGGCAAAGGUCUGUGUGAAAUCAACAGCAAAACAUUGGAAGAUAUAUUUGAUGCGGAUGGAAGUCUCCAUAACCCUGAGUUCAACCAUCUUUAUAUAAUCGAAAAGGUAUGAAAAAUAGAGCAUUAUUCGAUACUGUUGUAUGUAGUUAUAUAAAAGGUUGCUUGCGUGUUAUAACAGUGCUGGGUGUUAGUGAUAUUGAGGUUAUAGUGAGGGGCCGAUUACAUGGACCGGGCUUGCACGCUUGCCGAGGCACUAGUUAUUACAAAGCUAGAUUAUUGUAAUGUUGUAUAUAAUCCUCUUCCUAAAUAUUUAGCUAAAAGGCUCCAGCGUGUACAGUAUGCGGCAGCUGGUUUUGUCGCUUCUAAAUGGAUCAUGCAGUGACGUUAAGGAACUUAUUAAACUAGGCUGGUUACCUUUGGAGGAAAGAAGGGAGUGACAUUUACUUUAAGUCACUCAUAAAGCUCCGUACAGUGAUAAUUGGCCUAAUCACCUUAAACUAAUUAGAGUAAAGUCACUCCCACACACUACGGUCAUGCUCUGCUCCUAAAUUGCAUAUUCCAUUAAUAUCUAACACCUUGCAGGAAUCAUCAAGCUCUUUCAAUGCUUUACCAGAUGACAUAAGGGUUUGUUGUGAUUAUAAUCAAUUUUGUAAUAUGACUAAACGUUAUUUAAGGUUACAGAACACCUUUGAGUGUUAAUUUUGCCUAAAUUUUUUUAUUGCUUUCAAUGAAAUCUGUCCAAGUUUGGACGAAAAAUGUUGAAAAUUCGCAGAGUUAUUUAGUAAAAUACAUUUCGCUGCAAUAAGAAAAACAUUGAAAAUGUAAUAUUCAAAUUCAAUUUUCUCCCGACAAAUUUUACGGUAAUUACUGAUUUUCAAACGAGUUGUACUCCUGCGAGUUUUAACCAAUUUUUCUCAAAUUUUCACAGGACAUAGGUAAAUACGUCAGUUUCAAAAUUGUGUUCGUCUUUUUUUUAAUUUGGAUAUUUUAAAAAUAAAGAGCAAUUUACUCACACAAUUCAGAAAUAUAUUGCAGUCGUCAAAUAAAUCGCCAUAUCAGCGGAAUGACGAAAUAAACAAAAAUUUCCGAACACAAUUUUUUAGAACAACUAUUUUACUGUAUAAAAAUUAUAUUUUCAAAAAUAUAACUUAAAACCAGCAGGAGCACAACUCAAAAGCGUAAAGGUACCGCGAUUUAAGAUUUUCCUGAAUAAUUCUUACAUUAUUUUAUUGUUUGUUAAUUUUACAACUUUACCAUAUUUUGCAUGCACUGGAGAACAUUUGGUGAAAAUUUGAUGAAAAUCGGACUGAUAUUGAGCGCGCAGUAGCGAUUUUCCGCAAAACGCCAAAAAGGGUGUCCUGUAACCUUAAUGCAUCGUGUCAUGAAUUGAUUAUCAUCCUAAAUAUGACUAUUGAAGCUCUACCUAUUUUAUCUAGUUUAUAAAUUUAUGCAUGUGUACUAUAGAAUUGAAACAUUAUGUCCUUAUAUGCAUUUAGUUAAGAUUCAGUUGGUGAAGAGCCAUUCGUGGAAAUACUAAGAACGGAACUGGCGUUUCCGUUCGUCUCCUCUUGUUUGAUUACCUCAACGCCUUUGACUUGAUUGAUCACAACAUCCUGGUUCACAAAAUCCGGAAGCUCUCAAUUCCUCUACCUAUUAUUAAUUGGAUUAUCGACUUUCUUACAUCUAGGGAACAACGAGUUAAACUCGCCAGGGAUUGUUUCUCCGAAUGGGGAAAAGUUCCUUCCGGAGUUCCCCAAGGGACAAAACUAGGCCCAUGGCUCUUUAUACUCGGGAUAAACGAUCCGAAUUUAACUGAUUUCCAAAUGUGGAAAUAUAUUGACGAUACUACUGCUGCUGCUGAAGUAAUAUCAAAAGACAGUCACAGUACCAUUCAAACAGGAGUAAACCAGUUGGAAGACUGGACUGUGCAGAAUAAACUCCAACUUCAAGUUCCAAAAUGUAAAGAACUACUGUUUCAGUUUACGACAGUUAGAAGCCCCUUUCCCAAUGUUGUCCUAAGUUCUGGAAUUCUCGAACUAGUUGAUCAUGCUAAAGUUUUGGGACUGACAAUCAGUAACGACUUGAAAUGGUCCAAACACGUUACCGAAAUGAUCAAGAAGGUCAACAAACGAAAAUACUUCAUUAUACAGCUUAAACGCGCAAAAGUGCCCGCCAAAGUUAUAAUUAACUUUUACUGCACAUCGAGUACAGCUGCGAAGUUUUCCAUUUUGCCCUCCCUACCUAUCUUAGUGACGCCAUUGAGCAAGUCCAAAGAAGAGUCACCUCAAUAAUUUUCCCAGGCUUGCCGUAUCCCGAGCGUUUGCAAAAAUGCAACCUUAUUCCCCUCAGUGAUCGGCGAUACAAAGCCUACUCAAAACUAUUCAAUCAACUCAUCAACAAUCCACAUCAUAAAUUAUCAUCCCUUCUGCCAGAACGUUACUCUGCGAACUACGAUUUUAGAAAAACUCGAGAGUUUCAUCUUCCAAAGAUAAAAACAGAUAGAUUUUUAAAAACUUUUAUACCGGCGUGCAUCAAAGAAUUUUCUUAGAUACUCAAUUUUAUAUAACCUUUUAACAUAAAUUUUCAUAAAUCUAUUUAUAAAUACUUAUAGUAUAUAUUUUAUUAACUUUCUAUUUAAAAUGUUCCUGUAAAUUAUAGCUCUAUAGAACUUAACCUCUUUUGUAAAAUAACACGCAAUUCAGUCAUUGUAGACAGCAAUAUAUUUCUUUUUAAUAAAUCUAUCUACUUCUGAAUAAAUUCAUUAUUAUUAUUAUUAUUAUUAUUAUUAUUAUUAUUAUCAAAGUUUAAACGAAUGCAAAUUGCAUGUUGAUCUUCCUGGAUUUGAAAGCCCCUCGAUUAUUACGGGAGAUGAAUAUCGUCCUGAUUUACUUGUCUCUACUUCAGACAAACACCUCUACGUUGUUGAACUUACCGUAGGCUUUGAAUCAAACCUCACAUGCAAACAAUGUUAACCGCAAUAAAGCUAAAUAUAAAAACCUAAUUAGAGAACUGGAUCAAAACUUUACAUUAGUUAAAUUUAUAAAUCUUUCUGUCAGUUCGCUAGGGGUGUUUGACAAAGAAUGUCAUACAUUCGUAAAAAUGCUAAAUGAGUUAGGACUGGAUAAUCAAUACCAACAAUAUUGUAUCAGAAAAAUUAUAUCUAUUGCCAUCCGAUCAACGUACUACAUAUUUUGCUGUAGAAAUAAAGAAUGGACAAAUCCCGAACUAAUGAACAUUUAAAGUAACUAUUUCUAUAAAUAAGUAGCAAUUUUUGUAUAUAAAAUUAUAACCAUGCAUGUAUAAGUGAUUCUAGUAGUCAAUUGUAGGUUACCUCAAGAAGUGAGAUUUACAAUUGUAUAUAUCUAUAAAUGUUCUAUUAAUAAAGUUUUCAUUAUUAUUAUUAUUAUUAUUAUUAUUAUUAUUAUUAUUAUUAUUAUUAUUAUUAUUAUUAUUAUUAACAAAAACAUCCAGAAAGAACAAAACAAAACAUCCAGAAAGGUUUCACUCCAAAACUCUCAGGAACACUAGAACAUACUGUUCAGAUGGCACAUAUAAUUAACACAGCGCGUACCAAGCAACGAUCUAUAGUUAUUACAUUACUCGAUCUUAAAAAUGCAUUUGGCGAAGUCCAUCAUAACCUCGUUUACGAAGUCCUUGAUUAUCAUCACGUUCCUAAUCACAUAAAGAACCUUAUCUGCAGUCUUUACACUGAUUUCCAAACUUCCAUCAUAACCGAACAGUUUAACACCCCCUUCAUUACAGUCGGUCGUGGCGUUCUUCAAGGCGAUUGUCUCAGUCCACUUUUAUUCAACAUGUCAUUCAAUACUUUCAUACAACAUAUUAAAUCUGAAAAAUACCGUCAGCUUGGUUUUUGGAAAUUAAGUGAAAUUGGCAUUCCGUGCAAUCCUAUACAUUGGUUUCAGUUUGCAGACGAUGCUGCUGUCAUCAGUAGCCAAGAGAAAGAAAAUCAAAUGCUCCUUAAUCGUUUUACAAUCUGGUGUCAAUGGGCUAAUAUGAUUAUACGCGUUGACAAAUGUUCAACAUUUGGCAUUAAAAAACACUUAACUAAAUCUAUCCAGUAUUUACCAAAGCUUUUCGUUAAUAACUAUCUUGUACCCAGAACCGAAAUGGGCAAAUCUUUCCGUUACUUAGGUCGCUAUUUCGAUUUCAAUAUGUCUGAUGAGGAACACAAAUCGGAAUUACUCGACGUGUUUAAUGACAUCAUGAAUAAAAUUAAUGAACUACCUUUACACCCGAAAAAUAAAAUUCUACUAUACAGUCGUUACUUGCUGUCAAAGAUAUCCUGGGAGUUCACUGUUUCUGAUAUAUCUAAGACCUGGAUCUGCGAAACGUUAGACAGUAUUGCGACAAAAUAUAUCCGAAAAUGGCUGGAACUUCCUGUCUUUGCAACCCUUAGCAACGUGUUGCUUCCACAAAACAAAUUUGGUCUGAAUAUUAUUCUCCCUUCGACAAAAUUUAUCCAAUGUCAAAUUGUCUCUCGAUCAGCUUUAAAAUACUCACCAAACGUAGAUAUUAACAAUCUAUGGGCGGUGACGAGCACCAACAAGAACAUACAGUAUGACAUUUACAAAGACACAAAAGACGUACUUAAGGUGGCUCCCUACAGUUAUUCUUGUUUAAGCAAUAAUUCCGUAAAACAGGCAUGUUCGUGCAGAACGCGAAUUUUUUUCGACUUGGUGGUAAUAUUGGUCACCAAAGGAAUAUUUCGAACUAGAUUUCGACGAUGUCAAUGUUCCCAUGGCAACAUAACGACAGCAUAAAACCUUCAAUUUAACCCAUAAAUGUGCCGCUAUCUCAAAAACGAUGUCGGUGACCUAUCUAUUUUAUUUCAUAUAUCAAUAAGGAAUGAUGCUCUGCAACUGUGGUGAAAUUUUAAAAAAAUUCUGUAGUGUGUGAUUUUUUUAAAAGCGAAAAAUUUAUUGCGAAAUUUGCACACUACAGAUUUUUUUAAAAUUUGAAAUUUAUAAAAUUUACCGCAAAAUAAAUUCGUGGUCAAAAUUUGAAGAUAGGUCACCGAUGAAACUAAUGAGUAAAAUGAAAAUAAAGUUAGAAAAUAGCCUCGUGUAACUCGAGAAAUUCUCCUAUUGAAAAGCGUCGCUGACUAGUAAAAGAUUGUACGCGGGCGCAGAACGAGUUUUCAUUCAGCAAAAUCGAGCCGCAAUGUUGUUCUUACUGUUUUGUUUUUGUCAACUUUUCGAUUUAUUUGAGUGCUAUGGACAGCCAAGGAUUAUUGUGAAGGAUUAAAUCGAUGAAAACAAGGUUGAAGCUAAUUGAAUCCUGCCGUUUACUCAAUCUAUGAGCUGUAACAGCCUAUCAACAGGUGGACGUGUUUUUUUGUUUCAUGUUUGGUUUUGUGCUUUUUGCUCAAAAUGAACAAUUAGGCUAUGAAACUGAAAUAUUUUUCUGUUUACAUAUAAUCAAUUUAAUCUUGUAGAAACACGAACGUUUUCAUGAGAAGUAAACAACUUUUUAAACGUUUGUAUGCAAUUUUGCAAAUAUUUUACAGUUGAGUCAGUUGACAGUGUAUAAAAAUAUUCAAAAUAUUGUUUCGUAACUAUUUUUGGUCUAGUGAUAUUCGUAUCAUAUGUAGAAUUGCUGUAUAUACUCGCAAGUGAUUUGGCACUCUAAACGAAGUAUUAUUCAUCUCUUUUUUCCAUUAGAAACCUUUCAUAAAUAGCUUUAUUUUUAAAAAAAGGAUGGUCAAUUUUUGUUUUGUUUUGAUCAUGCAGUUGCGUGAGAUAGUUCACGUACUUGUCCCGCGAACAUGCCGCGCGGAACUGUAGGGAGCCUCCUUAAGGCAGUUGGAAAAGAAAACGAACAAAGACUUCAAAACCACCUCAUUUCACAAGGUUCUUUCUUUUCCAGUAUCAUGAAUCAUUCCACAUCCACAUUCAACUCUUUAUGGUCAUCCGUUCAGAGCAAACUUCCGAAAAACAUUUUUAACUUCACCAUCCGAUAUAUCAAUAACACACUUCCAACACGAAAGAACCUAUCAAAAUGGGGACUAUCAUCAACAUCCGAUUGCUCUUUCUGCUCCUCACCUGAAACGCUGCUCCAUGUGAUUGCUGGAUGUAAGACAUAUUUAGACGAAGGCCGGUUUACAUGGCGACACGAUUCUGUUUUAAAUUUCCUCGCAUCCACUCUUACUGCUGUGAAAAAUUCCACCCUUUACGCGGACAUUCCUGGUUUUAUGAAUCCAUCUGUUAUCACGGGAGAUCGUUUACGACCUGACCUUCUGCUGGUGACUGAAAACAGAUGUCUAUACAUCCUCGAGCUUACAGUCGGUUAUGAAUCCAAUCUGCUAGUUAACGCCAAUCGUAAGCGUCAGAAGUACCGUGAUCUAAUCAAUGAGCAGGAAGCAGAUUAUGCAUGAUAAAGUCAAGUUCGUCAAUUUAUCCUUGAGUACCCUCGGAGUUUUUGGCCGAUCUUGUGAAAAUUUCGAUGGCAUGCUAAGUAGCCUUAAAUGUGAUGCCAAGUAUAGUAAAUACAUAAAAAAGCAAAUCGUGAACAUAUGCAUACGAACAUCAUAUUAUGUAUUUUGUAAACGAAACAAGGUGUGGGAUAACCCAAAAUUAAUGUUAAUAUAAUCCUUCUUAAAAUAACUAUUGUACAAUAAAUAUAUAGUAUCAAUUCAAGUAGACAUUGAUAAACUACCUGUAAAGCGAGGUUUGUCAUUGUAGUUGUAUAUAUCCUAAUAAUCAAUAAAUAAAGUUUCCAUUAUUAUUUAAGUCCGUAAAAUUUGUAAAUUUGUCAAUUAGUUCUUUUAGCGUUUUCUCAAAAGAAUGCCAUUCCUUUUUAGAUAUAUGUUAACUGAUCUAGGUCUUGAUAAAAGACACCAAUAUUUCGCUAUCAGGAAAAUUAUGUCUAUCGCGAUUAGGAUAACAUAUUAUAUAUUUUGUUGCAGAGAUAAGGACUGGUUAAAUCCGGAAUUAAAGAUACUCAUUAUUAAUAUAUAAAUAUUAAGUAGGUUCAAGUAGUCAAUUAUAAAUUACCUAAAUUAGUGAGAUUUAUAAUUGUAUAUAUAUACGUAUAUAAUUUCAAUAAAGUUUCCAUUAUUAUUAUUAUUAUUAUUAUUAUUAUUAUUAUUAUUAUUUUUAUUAUAGCACGCAUACUAUAAUCUCAUAUAAAUUUUAAGUUUCGAUUACAUGGCAGCCUCGCAACCGGGCUGGUCCGGCUAGCCAGGCUGAAAUUCGCCAUGUAAUCGCAUCAGCCCGGCAUACAGGGCUGAAAUUUGGAAACGCACGGUUUUUAUUUUGAAAAUAUAAACAAUAAUAGCACAAAAAAAAACACAAAAUUGAACUAAAAAAUUCAAAAAUAAACUCUUAAACGUUUUAGAUAGUGAAUCGACUGGACUUAGUGGAGCAUAACCGAAGAAAUGUAAUCGGCCCCUUAGUGGACAUGUUUUCAUCUACUUAUAAAGCAGACAUUGAAAUAUGAAUCAUAUCGGUCAGUGUCGUUCUUCGAUCAUGUUUAACUCGGCCUCAACCCACUGUAUUGUUUCUGGAAAUUAGGGUUCUCUGGGCCGGGAUAUAUGCAUGUUUAGACAACCAACUAGCACUUAUGAAUUUUCUAUAUUCACUAUAUAGUGCUAGCGUUAUAGACGAAUGAAAGAUCCUUAAGUGUAUUGAGAGUUGUAAAUGGUGGAUUUUUAGUGUAUUUUUCGAACCAUUAGUGUUCUAUAAUUCGAAAAAGACGAUUCUAUAAGGAAAUUGGGGUUAAAUCAUUUUGCGUCGUUAUAAACACUGAGCAGAUUAGCUAUAUAACAAACGUACUUGCAGGGAGGUGAGUCCGGGAUUGGACGCACCGAGGGUGGCUGGAUGUUUCCCGAACUUACCGAGCGAAGCGAGGUGAGUUCGGGAAACUUCCAGCCACCCGAGGUGCGUCCAAUCCCGGACUCACCGAACCUGCAAGUACGUUUGGUUUUUAUCCCAUACACCGAGCCAUACACACAUUUGUAGCUCUUCGCGAUAUAUUCGUCGAUGUUUUGUGAACAUUUUCCCGGCCAAAAAAAUCACUGGGCAAGAAAAUACUUCUUUAUCUACGUCUACAUUACCUUUACUGCAUUUUUUCUUUGGUUUUUCUUCAGUCCCAGUAUGCUAGUCACCGAAAAAAGUUCUUUAAAGUUUAGGUUUAUCGGCUAAAUCUUGUCCGCCAUAUUUGUUAUUGUUAUUGCAACGUAAGCAGUUUAGCGGGUGAGUUCGGGCGAAAAGCAGGUGAGUUCGGCAAAAAGCAGGUGAGCUCGACGACAAGCUCACCUGCUCUAAACCAAUCACAAAGCCGCUUUUAACACAGGUAUGGGAUAAGACAUGCAGCUGUCCAUUGCAUACUCCCUCUGAAUUAAAAUAAUUUUAAUUUUUAGAGCUGGAAUCAAAAUUCCCAUUAAAUAGUUUAUAUAACUAUGUAUCCUAGUUUUUCUCGUUAUUUGUGAAUAUAUGCAAAGAGUAAUUUGUGUAAAACAGCAUUUGCUGCAUGAGAGAUAAACAGUGCGCUAAAAUAAAGUGAAAGAUCUAUGUAGAGUCGUCAAAAAUCUAUGUAGAGUAGUGAAAAUAUUUUGAAAAACUCAGCGAUUUUCAACAAUUUUCAAGACAAUAUACAUUUUCUUUUAAAUUGACAUUUCAGUUGAACAUUUCCUACAAAGCGCCCAACGUUGCUAUUUAAACAUAGACCUUUUUCAAAUGAUAUGUAAACAAACUUCUAUGUUUUGGGCAGGCAUAUAAUGUGAAAAGCUCACUUAACAUAUUACAACAGCUGCAUAAAGAUACAUGUAUGAAAAUUAUGUUCAUAUAAUAAGCAAAUAUACAUGCAAAAUUUCUUUAUAUAGCAAUACGCUAGUUUAUAUAAGAACCUAUAAAUUUGACAGGCUUGUGCCGCGCAGUAGUAUAAGAAGCAUUGCAUGCAGGCAUGUCCAUCUAUAAAAGCCCAUUCAAGGAGGCAAUGAUAUAUUGCAGAUAUGUUAUAGAGAAGGUUUCAAAACUCAAAGAACAAGUUCACAAUAAUGCACAAAUUGUAUUGCAUUCGGUCUUUCACUUUUUAUAACAAUACUAAAUGCUAUAUCCUUUUACACAUAAGGCGUACGGGGUUGAUGCUUAACACGGGGCAGUUGAAAGUUUGCCAGAAUUUUGAUGAAGAACUGUAUAAAACACGUUCUAGAGCAAAGUGAAAUAUUCUAUUUAACUGAAUUCCGCACAAAACCUAAGCAAAUAUGCUGUUUUUGCACGAAAUUUGACCAAUAUGCUGCUAAUAAUUGGAAUAUAAUGAGAUUCUUGCAAUCUGUCUAUUCAUUCAUGCGGGAUUCCCUACAUUUUAUUAAUAUUUGCAACAAAACCCAACAAAAUCAAGAACUGCAGCAUUGCAAGAAAUUAGGAAAUUUUAAUGAAAUUGAAUGAUCUUGAAGCAAAUGAGAAUAGCAAUGCCGUUUAUUGUAAAAUCACGCAUAUUUAGCAGGAAUGGGAAAUUAUCUUGUUGACAAAUCUUUAAUAUAAUACUAUAUUUUGCAACCCGAAUAAAAACGAAGACAAAACGGAGAUAUUUUGCCCGAUAUUGCAAUUACGAAGCAUUUAUAUUUCUCACUGCAAGUUGGCACUGCAUUUGUAGUGACAAAUUGGCAAUUUGAAAAUUUGGCACUGCAAUUGCAGCGACAAAUUGAAAAUUUGGCACUGCAUUUGCAGCGUCAAAUUGAAAAUCUGGCACUGCAUUUGCAGCGCCAAGUUGAAAUUUUGGCACUGCAUUUGCAGCGACAAAUUGAAAAUUUUGCACUGCAUUUGCAGCGUCAAAUUGAAAAUUUGGCACUGCAUUUGCAGCGCCAAGUUGAAAUUUUGGCACUGCAUUUGCAGCGACAAAUUGAAAAUUUGGCACUGCAUUUGCAGCGCCAAGUUGAACUUUUGGCACUGCAUUUGCAGCGAAAAAUUGAAAAUUUGGCACUGCAUUUGCAGCGCCAAGUUGAAAUUUUGGCACUGCAUUUGCAGCGACAAAUUGAAAAUUUGGCACUGCAUUUGCAGCGCCAAGUUGAAAUUUUGGCACUGCAUUUGCAGCGGCAAAUUGAAAAUUUGGCACUGCAUUUGCAGCGCCAAGUUGAAAUUUUGGCACUGCAUUUGCAGCGGCAAAUUGAAAAUUUGGCACUGCUUUUGCAGCGCCAAGUUGAAAUUUUGGCACUGCAUUUGCAGCGCCAAGUUGAAAAUUUGGCACUGCAUUUGCAGCGACAAUUUGAACAUUUGGCACUGCAUUUGCAGCGCCAAGUUGAAAAUUUGGCACUGCAUUUGCAGCGACAAAUUGAAAAUUUGGCACUGCAUUUGCAGCGCCAAGAUGAAAUUUUGGCACUGCAUUUGUAGGGACAAAUUGAAAAAUUGGCAGCCGCACUGCAAUCUUAUUUGUCUUCGUUGUUUACUGAACAAUGCCAAACAAGUUUGAAUAAAAAAAGAUAAAAAUGGCGCUUUCCAUUAGCAUGGCCAAACCGGUCAGAACGGUCAAAUUGUUGAAUGAAACACAAAACAUUUGGGCUUCGGACCUAUCUAACCGAAUAUUUUUGAUAACAUUAGAUUGAGGUCCAUUUUCGCUAGACAUUUGAGAAACAUAGAUGCUGAGAAAAGUAUUCAGGUCUGACCGGUCAGGCCAUUGAAUGGAAAGCGCCCAUAGAUGAAAUAUUGGAGUCAGUUAAUGUUUUCCCAAUAUAGAUUGUUUAAUUCAAUAUGACUUGAUAUAUUAUUUAUGUCAGAAAAAAAUGUGUUUGUCUGAAAAAUGCUGCCAUUUAUUAAUUAAGGUAGCAGUUUAUUACAUUUUGUUUGUUACUGUAGUUACUGAGUUCAGGUGAUUUAUUAUUUUAGUCUCUGACUCUCUGUAAAACCAACCUCACCUUUACCACGGAUUUUUCAGAAUAAUUAACAAUUAUUCGCCGAAGGCGAGGUGAUUAUCGGUGAAUAAAAACCGAGACGAAGUCGAGGUUUUUAUUCACGAUAAUCACCGAGCCUGAGGUGAAUAAGUGUUUUAGUAUAAUUUCAUAGGUGAUUAUUUGGAAAAAAAAUUUAAAAUGCACAUUUCUUCGUCAUUUAAUUGACAAAACGGCUUCGGCCGCCAUUUUGAAAAUUGCUUAGGUGAUUAUCGCGUAAUAAUCACCUCAACAGCAACCAAUCAGCGUGGAGAAUUUUCAAUAAUCACCUAUGUAAUUAUACUAAUACACUUGUUAUGCCCUUCAACAGACAAGCCACUCCCCAAGAGCACUACAUGCAUUUUGAUCACAUGUUGUGAUUUGUCUGCCUUCAAACAUCUAAGAGUUCUUCAUACAACUUUACUGGCUCUUGUCUUAAUGUAAGUCAUAUGUAAUACCACUGUCUUUUUCUUUGCUGAUCAUUUCCUCGGGAACAGAAAAGGGAAGGUUUAGCUUGUGAGUAGACAUUGCUCUGCCAAAAAUAAAUUAUUUUAGUGGAAUUAUGGCCAUUUGAAUAUUCAUCCCUAUAGUAUAUAUAUAUAUAUAUAUAUAUAUAUAUAUAUAUAUAUAUAUAUAUAUAUAUAUAUAUAUAUAUAUAUAUAUAUAUGUGACAAAUGCCAGUACUCUGCUCAGCCGACAAGACUUCAUAUGUGACAAACAGAACGGCUACGUUUGAAGAAGUUUAUUAAAAAAAGGUAUAUUAAAUACAAAAACUAUUUUAAAAAAUAUUGUAUUUAAUAUACCUUUUUUUAAUAAACUUCUUCAAACGUAGCCGUUCUGUUUGUCACAUAUAUAUAUAUAUAUAUAUAUAUAUAUAUAUAUAUAUAUACAUGAACUUGUGGUUAGAGCUUGACAACUGGUGUCAAGGUGUGUUGGUUAGAGUGUUGUACUGCCAUUACCGGAAUUUGCAGUAGGUUCGAUUGCUGCCAGGGACCUGUAUCAGUUGCAUUUUUUGCAACUUAUCCUGGUUAAGUCUAACAAAUGUAUAAAAUUUCUACUCAGUAAUUUACAUCAUUAGACUACAAGACACUUCAACUACAUAAUUGUAGAGUAGAGCACAUCAAAUAUUAAGAGGCAGUUAAAUGUAUUCAAUUUUGGAAAUCUGUCUUCAAAUGUGAUUCAAUAUGUAAUCUAGCACAGUAGGCAGACAUCUACACAACUUAACUAUACAUUGAACAUUGAACGAACAAGGAAAACUUGUGUCAGUCAAUGUCUGGCAAAUAGCCUUUGACUUUGAUAUCAGAUAAACAUGAUAAACAAUAUAUACAUAGUUUCUAAGUUAGGCAAGGCAUGAGCAAACUAAGAAUUUGGCACCCAUCCCUGCAGUUCUCAUUCACCCUAACAUUGGAACGACUGGAAUCGUGUACAGGUAUAAAUAUGUUUCAUUUCAUAGCUCAAAUCACCAAAAUUGCACAAUUAUGGUGUAAGGAAAAUAUUAGACAUUUAGUUUUAAUAAUAUAUACUCAUUAAUAAUUAGCCGGCUUAAACCAUUGACAUGUGGUUUCACCUGGUCUGAAGAGUUGGUCCACAGUGAUUGAGUCUGUGGCAUUUAAAUUUUAGCUAUCUGGGGCCAGAUGUUCAAAGCUAGGUUAGCAUUAACCCAGGGUUAGCAAUAACCCGAACAGUUAACAGGCCCCUUGGGGACGACUGGCAUUAUGUAUAGAUAUGUUUCAUUUGAUAGUUCAAAUCACCAAAAUUGCACAAUUAUGGUAUAAGGAAAAUAUUAGUUUUAAUCAUAUAUACUCAUUAAUAAUUAGCCGGCUUAAACCAUUGAUAUGUGGUUUCACCCGGUCGGAUGAAUUUGUUCACAGUGAUUGAGUCUGUGGCAUUUAAAUUUUAGCUAUCUGGGGCCAGUCGUUCAAAGCUGGGUUAGCAUUUAAACUUAGGGUUAGCAAUAACCCAAACAACAGGCCCCUUGGGGACGACUGGCAUUAUGUAUAAAUAUGUUUCAUUUGAUACUUCAAAUCACCAAAAUUGCACAAUCAUGGUGUAAGGAAAAUAUUAGAUUUUUAGUUUUAAUCAUAGUUCAAAGCUGGGUUAUAAAUAACCCCAAACAACCAGCCCCUUGGAGACGGUUUUUAAAAGUUUGGUUAGCUUAACCAUAGGUUUAUUAGUUUAUUUAGCUUUUUAUACAUAAGCUAAAAUUCACAGCAAACUUCCUGACAGCAAUGGCUUGUCUAUUAAUUUGGAAAUAUUUUUUCAGAGAUCUAGUCUGGAUCGGUGUUUUAAAUACAACCGACCCCUGAUGAGCGGUUUUAAAGCGCCAGCAUAAAACCGCUAAAUAUUUAAUACUACACUGGGUUUAUACGAAAGAAUUCUGUCAGGUUUUCCUUUGAUAAAAUUUGUUUAAUAUAUUAAUAAAGCCAGCCAAACAAUGCAGCUGUGAGCUGACACAUCGUGAUGCUAUUAUCCCCGAGCCGGCGGCGCGAAGCGCCGUGCGAGGGUACUAAUUCCCCACGGCUAUUUACACCCGGGGAAACGAAAGCAUUAGCGAAGUCUAAAGUUCAUCAAAUAUCGCGGGCGUGGCUCACCAACGAUGUUUCGGUGGGUGGUCAUCCUCACUGAUCUCAAAAAUAUGGCGGACUGUCAUGAAUAGCGGACACUGAUUGGUCCAAUUUAAAGUUUGCAUUAUAACGACUGCAUGCCGACAGCGAAAUAGCAAACAUUUCUUGAUUUGAUGAUUGAUAAAUUUCUUGCAAAUAUAUUUCAUUUUUGCUCGCAUUUUGGCAAGAAUUUGUAAAUUUCAAAAGCUCUCUCAGAAAGAAACUGCGAAAGAAUCGGCUAAAAGAAGGGAGCCGACGUUAACGAAGGUAAGUUUGUUUUAAAUAUUUGAUUUUAUAAUGGCUUUAAAACCCGACGGCCUUUGCGUAUGAAAUAACUAACAAGACAGCAUAUAAUUUCAUUGUAUGUUUAAUAUGAUAUUCAAAUUUUUAAGUAAAAAAGAAAGCAAAGUUAUUUGCAAGCGAAAAUUUGAAAUCAUUUUAUUGCAAACUCAAAGUUUAUCGAUAAAUUAAGCCAUUUUAAAAGGCAGAUUAGUUUUAAUAUAAAGAACACUGGUGACUUUAAAACGUUUUGCGAAGCGUUUGUGGUUGAAUUUUACCUUAAAUUGAGGCUUAUAUUACGUAUAAUAACAUACCUAACAUAUAUAUGUUGAGAAAUUAAUAAUUUUGUAAUUAAAAGUGAUUUUUUCAGGCGAUUUUUCAUUUGCAAGAAUAUUGAAUAUUCUUAAAAAAUUAUUGUGUUACCAUGACAACUACUUUAGAUACUUCAUGUUCGGAAAAUACAGUGGUUUUGUCAGCAAGGCGAGGGUUUCUGCAUGCAUGCAUUUUCUAGUAAUUUAAUAAAACGAGAGCUAAACUUGCAGCAAAAUGCAAAUAUGGAGCGAUGCAUAUAAACAGCAAAACGUACUAAACUAUAAAGCACACAACAUACAGUACCUUUAGUCUCUGCCUUUAGCCGGCGUGUCGCUUUCAGAAUUCAGACGGCAAAUUCAUAGUCCAAAACAUAUUCUUCGAUACUCCUCUUUGCACCAAGAAUAAGUUACAUGUUUACGUAGUCUGUAUUAGCGUGUGCUAUUAUACUAAACAAUACGUUUUACUCCGCAUAAAAACUGUUCAUAUAUUGGCAUAAAUUUUCGAGUAAAUUUUAGCUUUGUCAGCUCGUAACGCGCGUUUGUCUGUCAAGGUUAGCACUCUAACCAACUGAGCUACAGAGGCCAGCUGUUAAGCUGUAACAGCAAGUUCAUGUAUAUAUAGGUAAUCCGGUGUGCGGGUUGUGAUAAGGUGGACUUCAAUAAUUUGGAUUCUUGCACUUCACUUGGUGGAAUUAAUAUUAGAAUGUUAGGGUUUGUAAUCCAAGUGAGAAUAAUAUAUAUACAUUUUAAGACCUAACCAGGAACGACUGCGAAAAGUGCAGCACAAGGUCCUCUGGUAGGAAUUGAACCUACGGCCCUGCGAAUCCGGUGCAGCGCUCUAACCAACUGAGCUACAGAAGCCAGCUGUUGAGCUGUAACCGCAAGUUCAUGUAUAUAUAGGUAAUGUUGAUAGUUCGUCGCAUUGGCCGUUUUUAUACUAGAGACGCAUUAUGCGUCUGGACGCAUAAUCCGUCUUCUACAUUAUUGUCUAAUAUUAUUCCCGUCUUUAUACUAGACGAAUAAUGUAGAAGACGGAUUAUGCGUCCAGAAUCAUAAUGCGUCUCUAGUAUAAAAACGGCCAAUGUCUUGAGUUGGUGCUGCAAUUGAAGUGCCAAUAAAUUAACGUUAUAGUCUAUAUAGAUCAUAUGUCAAUGCCUUCAGUUGGCGCUGCAAUUGCAGUGCCAAUAAGUUAUACUGUAGAUCAUAUGUCAAUGCCUUUACUUGUUAGUUGGCGCUGCAAUUGCAGUGCCAAUAAGUUGUAUAUCAUAUGUCAAUGCCUUUAGUUGGCGCUGCAAUUGCAGUGCCAACAAGUUAUAGAUUAUAUCUAAAUGCCAUGAGUUGGCGCUGCAAUUGCAGUGCCAAUAUGUUGUAGAUUUUAUGUCCAUGCUUUCGAGUUGGCGCUGCAAUUGCAGUGCCAAAAUAUAGAUUUUAUGUCAAUGCUUUAGGUGACUGUAAUUAGUGUAAACUAUUUUGUAUAUAAAUGUCAGGAUGAUGCUAAAACGACCAAUUUAUAUCGAAUCUUGCAACACUUCAUUUGUUGUGGCAAAUUAUUGUCUAAAUUUGGCUUUUUAGCAUUAACGAAACGAAUUUUGUUCAUUUGUUGACAAUUUUUAGAAUUUUGGUCAAAUUUGGCAUGAAUUUUCUUAAAUAGAAUAUUUCACUUUGCUCUGGAACGUGUUAUAAUGAAAUAAGCUGAUUUUAACGUAUUUUCUAUAAUAAAUCCGCCGAAAUUUUCUUGAUUUCCCCCAGCAUUUGCCCGAAUUUCCACGGUUUUUGUUAUACGUGCUAUGCUUUUACAACUCUGUUUUCUAUUUAUAGAAAAAUCUUCACCGGGAAAUUAAGGAAGAAGUUCCAACAAGUCAGCCCAUCAUGAAACAAUGUAAAAAUUAUCUAUUCGUCCUUUCAGUUUUCUAAGAAUAUUAAAUUUUAUGCUUUUAAAUAACUAUUCUUUAUAAUUACAUCGAGUGGGACAGAUCGUUCGACUCCUCAACCAACAAAUAUGUUCAUAAUGAAUCAAUGUAAAAGAUCUAUAUUCACCCUUUCAUGCAAACAAUAUAAUUUUUUUAUUAUUUUAAAUAUUACUCUUCUCUCUAAUUAUAGCAAAAUCUACGGCGAAAAAGACGGAGGUUACGCCAAAGCAACCCGCAAGUAAUAUUAGAAUGAAUCAUGAUCAAAUGCAAUAAAUUUAGAUAUAAAUUCUAUAUUCGCCUUUUCAUGGGCUUUUGGAGAACAUUGUUAAAUUUAUAAUUUAUGCUUUAAAAUAACUCUUCUUAAUAAUUAUAGCAAAAUACUAUGUUCCAAGGCAUAUAUAAUGUUCGUAGUAAACAUGUGGAACAACAAAUCAAGCCAUAAGCAACUUUGCUAAGAAUUAAGAUUGUUCCACAAAGUAGUCAACUAGUAGUUAAAUGCUUGUAGUUAACUUGGCGCCUAAUCUGUGAUCUUUCUCAUAGCAAAAUCUGCUGUAUCAGAAAUGACAGUUGCUCCAACAACCCAAUCAACAAGUAAGUUCACAAUUAACCAAUAUGCAGUACUAAAAUUUUCUAAGUUUAAAGAUUAGUAAUGUUUGCAGUUACAAAAUGCUGGUGUUCAUAACAUCACCUUUCCACAGAGCACCAUCGAUAAUUAGAUGCCAAGAAGAUCGAUCAAAGCCGACAAUUUGAGAAUUUUUAAAUUUUGCUUAAUAAAGUACUAUUAUGUUCAUAUUAUACAGUCACAUGGUGAUAGUCUGUGGGCUCCAAACUUGCGCGGUAUAUGCAAGAUGAGAUCUUGCAGUUGUGAGGUAGAUAUUUAUUAAGCAUACCAAGCAUGCAAUUAGCUUUAGUGACUUUGUCGUACGUAUGUGUGUUCCAUUUCAGAUUACAACAAACUGUCGAUGUUGUAUAUUACAAAAUCUGAGAAUAAGGUAGCUCGAUUCCAACUGGCAGCCGCUGGUUGUUAAACUGUCUUGCGACGAAUGUAGUGUAAUUUGUAGUUUAAUAUUCUCUAACGCAGUGCGAGGUUGAAUGCAAAUUUCUGUUUUAUGCAUGCAUGCUUGCGAUUUUGAAAAAUCGUGGCCUUCUUUUGUGGCCUUCCGUGCAAAUGGUUCAUACUGGAAUUUACGUAUUUUUGUAAUGAACAACUGCGCGAGGUAAGUGCUAUUUAGUCGAGUUUUGACUAAAACGUCACGCCCAAGGUAGAAGUUUACGUGAUUAUUUGGAAUGUGGCAAAUACAGACCACACUUUUCCCCGGGUUGGGGGAAGUGGGAUUAAAUUUGAUUCUUGCGCUAAAUGAACAAAUAUAGUAAUUAUUAAUCUAUAUACAAAUAUAAAAAAGCCGGAUAGUUAAUUAGCGACUAAAUUUUUCAAUAGCCGGUUCGAUUAUUCAGCGUAUUCUGAAUACAAAUACCAGCAUGCUUUUCGGACGUGUUAUUGCAUAAUGUCCACAAUCAAGAAAAUACCCGCAAAGUAUCGUGGUAGUUGUGAAUACGUAAUAAUUAGGGGAACCGGCUAGUAGCUUUGUUUUGCAACUGGCGAUUUCGAAAAGUUUCAAAAACGUUCUAUCUUAUACCCAAAUUAGUCGCUUACACCAUCGCGUUGUGCAAUCCACCUUUUCGAUCUAUGAUAAAAAAUUCAGAAAGAAAUUGAUUAUGUCCGUAAUUUCUGGCCAUAAGUCUCCGAUAUAUGAUUUAAAAAUCCAUUAACGCGCACUUUAAUAUGUAUUAAAAAUAUACUGCUCUGGAAUCAACAUAAUGCCAUAUAGUGAUACUCAUUAAAAUAGACAGAAUAUUUUAUAUUUCAAGUUUAUUUUUCAUGCAUAUAGGAUUAUCAAUUACAUGUUUGCAAGGAUUUUUCAGAUUUUGUGGACAUUGAUAUUUUUUACUUUAAUGGCUUUCCUUCAAAGAGUAACUAAGACAAUUUUGGAAGGAGUCUCCCCGUCGAGCGAAUGGGCUCUGCUCCCGAAAUUCCCACCUAUGUUUAUCUGUUUCAUUGUUAAAGCCGUUUUACUCGAAUAUUGCGAAACGGCGAAUUGGUCAUUAACGCGUAUCUUUUUUGCCACUUAGCACAACCAGCUAAAGAAUUUCUCAUCUACAACAAAGGUCAUAACAAGUGCAUCUCAAUUGGAAAUGAAAGAAUCGCGGCAAGAUCGUGCAACCCGAUGACAGAUAGUCAAAGAUGGCGCUGGACACAAUAUGAGCAACUUCAAAGUAUUUUCAAUCAAACAUGUCUCAGCGUACGUGAAACACCAGUAAACUGGGUCCGUGUGAAAUUAUCCACAUGUGAUCGCCAUGACACAUAUCAAGUGUGGGAUUGCGUAGAUGACUUUGUCAGGUUGAAGGGCACAGUGUUAAACUUGAAUUACGGAAAUCUGCAAGGAGGAGACAAUGUUGUGUUGUGCAAUUUGACUGGGGGGUGGAGUAAGUGGAAGGUCUAUGGAGAAGACGUGCGUGUGUCUGAAAAACGGCCCCAAGGUAUAUUGACGAUAAAGGCUGGAUUCCAAUUACGCGUUUUUCAUACGUGCGUACACUCACGUAAAAGUUGAAUUCGCUUUUCAUCCUACUUAUGAAAUAACUAAAUUUAUAAUAGGACAGCAUUCAGUUUUGUGUAUGAUUUAAUGUCUAUUUGUUAAGGUUAUUUGCACUUAUAUGAAAUUUUAAGCGAAUUCAACUUUUACGUGCGUGUACGCACGUAUGAAAAACGCGUAACUGGAAUGCAGCCUUAAGUAGAGAUGUCAUGUGUUGCACGCUUUCAUUAUUGCAAGGGACGAGUUUUUGGAAUGUGCGCAUGCUUUUAACCCUUAAUUGCGUCCCUGGUCUGGGUCCUGCAACACUGAAUGUAUUUGACUUCGUUAUAAUUUACUAUAUAAUUUAUAAGGAGUCUCCCCGUCGAGCAAAUACAUGGGUCCGCUUCCGAAAUUCCCACGUCUGUUUAUCUGUUUCAUUGUUAAAGCCGUUUCACUCGAAUAUUGCGAAAGCGAAUUGGUCAUUAACGUGAUUUUUCUUUUAACGCGUAUCUUUUUGUCCACUUAGCACAACCAGCUAAAGAAUUUCUCAUCUACAACAAAGGUCAUAACAAGUGCAUCUCAAUUGAAAAUGAAAGAAUCGCCGCAAGACCGUGCAACCCAAUGACAGAUAAUCAAAGAUGGCGCUGGACACAAUAUGAGCAACUUCAAAGUAUUUUCGAUCAAACAUGUCUCAGCGUACGUGAAACACCAGCAAACUGGGUCCGUGUGAAAUUAUCCACGUGUGAUCGCCAUGACACAUAUCAAGUGUGGGAUUGCGUAGAUGACUUUGUCAGGUUGAAGGGCACAGUGUUAAACUUGAAUUACGGAAAUCUACAAGGAGGAGACAAUGUUGUGUUGUGCAAUUUGACUGGGGGGUGGAGUAUGUGGAAGGUCUAUGGAGUGGAUGUGCGUGUGUGUGAAAAACGGCCGCAAGGAUAUUGAAGAUAAAUACAGAUGUCAUGUGUUGCACGCUUUCGUCAUUGCAAGGGACGUCGACGAGUUUUUGGCCUGUCCACAUGCUUUUAAUCCUCGAGAAUAUCACACUUUUAUGCUUUCCAUAAAUAAUGUUUUUUUAUAAUUAUAGCAAAAUCUACACCGAAAAAGGCAAAUAGUAUUCCACACCAGAGACUAUUAGUUUAUUACAUCAUAUUCUUCCUUCAGGAUUUUCAAGAUUAUGAAUUAGUAUUUAAUUUAUUUAUUACUAUUUAGUUGUAUCAUAUAUAAAAAAUGCGAAUAUGUAAAGUCUUCAAAAUGUAAAGUCUUGUAAAUGUAUAUAGAGUGUUGAAAAUGUAGAGUGUUGAUAAUGUGGUAAUAAUAAGCCUUGAGAAUGUACAGUCCCUCAUGUACGCCCAUAUGACCAGAGUCGUAUCCAACAUUGCGAGGGGAGACAGCAACUUCCCCCAGAAAGAAAAUUUAAGUUACUAAUUUUAAAAACUUAUUAUACAAAUUAUUUAACGAAAUGGCGCUG